Molecule: messenger RNA, 5388 nt
Organism: Pseudophryne corroboree (corroboree frog)
Lineage: Eukaryota; Metazoa; Chordata; Amphibia; Anura; Myobatrachidae
Product: E3 ubiquitin-protein ligase TRIM32-like
Exons: 2
Coding region: 24-770 (248 amino acids)
Molecular function (GO): ubiquitin protein ligase activity; zinc ion binding
Source: RefSeq, a predicted model, not a curated record
UCAGAAUCAGAGGCGCAACAACUAUGUCUUCCAAAGGCUUACAUGAUUUUUCCCACUGUACAAUUUGUACUGAGAUAUACAACGAGACAAACCGGAGACCAAAGCUUUUAAGCUGUGGCCAUACAUUGUGCCUGAAGUGUCUACAAGAACUCUUUAGCAGGACCCUGGAUCUUCCAGUGUACCAACAGACAUCUAACCUCAGAUGUCCAAGCUGCCGCCAAACAACGGAGAUCUUUCAUGUCUGUUGUGUUUCUCGCCUGCCUGACAACUUUGCCAUCAUCAAUUUCCUGACUGAUGAAGAAUCAAGUAAACAAUAUUGCAAGAAACACCAGGAUGAAAAAAUUAAGUUUUUCUGUCAUCAGUGUCAAAGGUUAUUGUGCCCUAGCUGUGCUCUCCAGCACGUGACACAGACGCUACAUAAGAUAGAAAAUGUUGAGUCAGCAGCACUGAAGUACAGACAGCAAAUUCAUUUGGCGAUAAAUGACUGCAAAGAAAAGCAGAAUCGUCUGGAUGAGAUAAUACAAAAGGCUGAAGUGGAGAAACUCAAACUUGAAAACCUGUCCAGGUCUUUCCAAAACAUUGCAAUAGCUACCAAUGACCUAGAAUUGCUAUUUCAGAAGCAGAUAUUACAGAAUUUACAGACUAUAACUGCAAAGUUAUCUGAAACUAUAAAGCACACUAUAUUACCAAGGCCAAAAGGACAUAAAAACAAGCAGAGUUUUCUCAUACCUCCAGGAUAUUGGUCUACCCCGCUUCCUACAGAAAAGUAAUCACGUUAACCAAAAUCAAAUUGUUUGGGGAGGAUAACAGACUAUUGCUAGCCAUACAUCAGACCAACUUUUCUCCAACACUCCAAACUUCCAACCAUCCAACUUGUCUGUUCAACUAAAACAGUGCCCCACACAUCUCACCAACUUUUUACCAGUGCUCCACACAUCUAACCAACUUUUCAUCAGACCAACCAACCUUCCAACUUCUGUCCAACUUGUGAUGUCACCGAAGUAGGCGGACAGUGCCUGCCUACAGUUCUUCAGUUUUGUUUUGUUUUUUUCAUUUCAAAACAUGCAGAAGUGUCUUUUUUUCAGUGAAACUGGGCUUUUCUUUCACCACCAUACAUUUAUUAGAUUUACUUAUUUUUAGACUGAACUAUGGAUACCAGCAUGGUUGGGCUGCCAAGGCAAAUGUAUAUAUAUAUAUAUAUAUAUAUAUAAAAGAUGUAGAUAUUCGGCACUCCCAAUGUAGUAAAAUGUACAGCUUGCCUGGUGCCCUCUUUUUUGGAGGCACAAGUAUUAUUUAUAUAUUUUUUUAAAAGAUCAUUAUAUAUAUAUAUAUAUAUAUAUAUUUUUUUUUUUAAAUGGAGUGGGAAAAACCCGAAAAAAAAUUGCGUGGGGUCCCCCUUCCAAAGCAUAACCAGCCUCGGGCUCUUCGAGCCGGUCCUGGUUCUAAAAAUCCGGGGGAAAAACGGACAGGGGAUCCCCCGUAUUUUUAAAACCAGCACCGGGCUCUGCGCCUGGUGCUGGUGCAAAAAAUACGGGGGACAAAAAGAGUAGGGGUCCCCCAUAUUUUUUACACCAGCAUCAGGCUCCACUAGCUGGACAGAUAAUGCCACAGCCGGGGGUCACUUUUAUACAGUGCCCUGCGGCCAUGGCAUUAAAUAUCCAACUAGUCACCCCUGGCCGGGGUACCCUGGGGGAGUGGGGACCACUUCAAUCAAGGCCCCCCCCCCCAGCCACCCAAGGGCCAGGGGUGAAGCCCGAGGCUGCCCCCCCCAUCCAAAGGCUGCGGAUGGGGGGCUGAUAGCCUUGAGAAAAUUGAAAGAAUAUUGUUUUUUCCUGUAGUACUACAAAUCCCAGCAAGCCUCCCCCGCAAGCUGGUACUUGGAGAACCACAAGUACCAGCAUGCGGGAGAGAAACGGGCCCGCUGGUACCUGUAGUUCUAAUGAAAAAAAAAUACCCAAAUAAAAACAGGAGACACACACCGUGACAGUAAAACUUUAUUUCACACAUGUCGACACACACAUACUUACCUAUGUUGACACGAAGCAGUCGGUCCUCUUCUCCAAGUAGAAUCCACGGGUACCUGAAAAUAAAAGAUAAUUAUACUCAUCUGAUCCAGCGUCCUUAUACGUAAUGCCACCCCUGUAGUAGUAGCAUCCUUAUACGUAAUGUGCCCCCAGUAGUAGUACCGUCCUUAUACAUAAUGCCCCCCCAGUAGUAGUAGCAUCCUUAUACAUAAUGCCCCCCCAGUAGUAGUAGCAUCCUUACAUGUAAUGCCCUCCCAGUAGUAGUAGCACCGUCCUUAUACAUAAUGCCCCCCAGUAGUAAGAGUCCUUAUACAUAAUGCCCCCCCAGUAGUAGCGUCCUUAUAUGUAAUGCCCCCCCCAGUAUUAGUAGCCUCCUUAUACAUAAUGCCCCCCCAGUAGUAGUAGCAUCGUUAUAUGUAAUGCCCCCCUGUAGUAGUAGCGUUCUUAUACAUAAUGCCCCCCAGUAGUAGUAGCAUCGUUAUAUGUAUUGCCCCCAUGUAGUAGUAGCGUUCUUAUACAUAAUGCCCCCCAGUAGUAGUAGCAUUGUUAUAGGUAAUGCCCCCCCAGUAAUAGUAGCGUCCUUAUACAUAAUGCCCCCCCAGCAGUAGUAUCGUUAUAUGUAAUGCCCCCCCCCAGCAAUAGUAGCGUCCUUAUACGUAAUGCCCCCCCUAUAGUAGUAGCGUCCUUGCAUGUAAUGGCCCCCCCAGCAGUGGCGUCCAUAAAGCGCGCACACACAGACAUACCUCACACACACACAAUUCACACAUAUACACACACACACAUAUAUACACACACACACACACACACACCUCCACCAUACACACACACACACACACACUUCACACAUAUAUACAAACACACACACACACCCACCACACACACACACACACACACACAUAUAUAUACAAACACACACACACACACACACACACACACACCACCAUAUACACACACACACACACACACACACACACACACACACACACACACACACACACACACACUUCUCUCUCACCCUCCACUUACCAAGUCUGGCUGGCCGUCACUGCAAAGCUGUCUGGUCCCGUGUAGCUCCGCCCCUCUAUUCCGUGUAGCUCCGCCCCUCGUGCCGCCGUAGCUCCGCCCCCUUUUCAGGCCCCGCACUGCACAGCCCGCUGUCACAGGUAAUGGGGGGGCUUUUCAUGCUGCCGGCGCAGUAGGCGGACACUGGCAGGCAGUGUCCGCCUACUUAUCGUUCAGUUGGGGGGAAAGUUUCCCCUACACCUGAACGAUUGGUUGGGAAAAUCAAACAGGUUUGAUUUUCCCAACUAGUUGGACAGACCGUUUCUGUCCGUUUUUCAGCGUGUGGGAGCAAACGGCUGAUAAUCGUUUGCUCCCACACACUGCCACAUUAUCUUUCCAACCAGCCAACUAGUUGGCUGGUUGGAAAGAUAUCGUCCUGAUGUAUGGCCAGCUUAUGAAACAUAUGAGAAAAGAGAAAAGACUGAAACUAAAUUUAGAUAUUGUCCACCUUCACUUCAUAUUGGAUUAUAUAUGGCCUAAUGCAACUUUUUACACUUUUUAUUUUGGCUUCCAGCAAAACUAUGUUGCACUGCAGGUGGGGUAAAAGUAAAAAGUGCUGGAGCUUUAUAAUCGGGAAGGGGCCUGUCCUAGCUAAAUUCUAAAUUUUGGUUUAAAACAAAGCUACCCAGUAUUUGUUUGCUACAUGAAAAAUCAGCCAGUAGAUUCCUUACAUGGAUACCAAAAAAAGCCCCACAAAUGAAUUAGUAUUUGCAUUGCACCAUGGUUUGUUGUGGGAGGUUUCUGCUUCUUAUUCUAUUUGCUCCAAACUCUAAAACAGACCCUGAGUGUGUAGAAUUGAUCCCAUCUUUGUAAAGUAAUCAAUGUAAUGAGACCAAACAACUCCAAAUAAACAGCUCUCAGCAAUAGUAUUCAAAAACUUUCCAGCAUUGAUAAAAACUCUAUUAAAUUGACUAAAAUCAUGUUUGAGGCUCCAUUUAGCAUAAAAUAAAGGGUGGGACAGUGACGUAGCCAGAGAAGGCCCAAGGGUGUGACAGCUUUCUCUGCUGAAAAUCUGUAAAAAAACAAAAGGGCCCCGGCAGUGAUGAAGCAACAAUUACAAGUAAUAAGGUAUUGGUUGUUCACAGGGUUCCCAUAGCCUACAGAAGCCCAAAUACAGUGCCUGACUUCACUUACCCCCAGCAGUGACAGAAGAGGCACCACAACUCGGCUUACCAUCCCUACCCUUCCUGUACCACACUGCCUAGUUGCUCCCUCCAGUACUUAGACUGGUGGGCCAACCUCGUAAUAUUACUGCAAUGACUUCAGCAUGAAUGGGCUGACAGUCUGUAGCCACAGAGGAUGGCCCAUACCUUGCACUACUUCCUUGUGGCCCUUCCUACUAACAGGAAGCAGCGGGACCCAGUGACGUGCGGCGGGGUGAGGCAGGUCGGUAUCCUGACCGCCGGGAUCCCGACCGCCAGCAUAUCAACUGCAUCUCCUAAUAACAGCCAGUUAGGAUAGAGCGCGGUGUGGUGGAUAUGCUGGAAGAUCUAAUUGAGAAGUGCAUUAGAGCUAAGGUUUGCCAAAGGAGAACUGUAUAUGUGUUUAAACACUGUUUGCCAUCCUGACAAAUAACUUAGAAGUGUGUUGUACCAGACACAUGUUGUAAGUGUCAACUUGGAGGCGACAGUUUCAUAAAAUAUAUAUACGCAUAUGCACACUUACAUUCACGUAACACUUAUUUUAUGUUCGACUGCUAUACUAUAUAAAACACACUUGCUGCAGUUUCAUCACUUUGCAUAAAUAGGAGUACAGUACAGUAUGUCAUUGCUUGGCAUACACUGCCAUCAGGGCCAGUACUAGGGUGUUCCUAGCCCCCUGCAAACUAUAAAUGUGCGCCCCCUCCCAUACGUGAUAAAGGGACAGCGCGCUACAAAAACCAGGGUGUGUAGUUUCAUAAGGAAGGGGUGUGGCCACACAAUAGUACCCCCAAUUCAAAUUACGCAGGACAGCAGCACCAUUUUAUUACACUGCACGUAGUGCCCCUAAUUCAUAUUGCACCACAUAGUAGUGUACCUUAUUCACAUUACAAUACACAGUAGUGCCCCUAGUUCACAUUACGACACACAGUAGCUCACCUUAUUCACGUUACAUCAGACAGUAGUGCCCUUUAGUCAUGUUAACCAACACAGUAGUACCUCCUAUACACAUUACGCUACACAGUAGUUCUUAUAUAGUGUCCUUUAUAACACAAAGUCCAUAGUAGUAAUGCCCUUUACACAUAAUGCCCAAGUAGUAGUGCACCUUACAUAUAACUCCUACAGUAGUAGUGCCGCACAUAAAGCCCACAGUAGUAGUGCUA